Messenger RNA from Magallana angulata, 869 nucleotides. RefSeq lists its product as uncharacterized. The transcript has a single exon. Bases 186 to 869 code for a protein of 227 amino acids. The record is from RefSeq and is a predicted model, not a curated record. NCBI's taxonomy places the organism in Eukaryota, Metazoa, Mollusca, Bivalvia, Ostreida, Ostreidae.
CAGUCAAAAGUCCUAAUGUAAUACCUUUACCCAUAUUAUCUUCUGGAAAGAGCCACUCAGCUUGUGUGAUCUGCAAGAAGAGAAAUUCAAGAUUGCUUACAUUGACCACAGAGAGAAGAUACCACAUCUUUGUAUUGACAGGGCACCUGUUAUUAUCUGGUGCAAGGUGCUGCAACUCUCAUUUGAUGCCAGAUUGUUCUCUCAAAGAUGAUGCCAUUAAAUGUCUGGAGAGUAUGUCCCUGAGCUCUAGGUCAGUACAUUCCACUACCUAUUUCAACAAAACUGAUAUUUGUUCAUUAAUAUCAACUAUAAGAGCAGCUGCAAUCAGAAAUCAGAAAAACAGGUUAGACUUUGACACCAGUUGUGGACUUUCAGACACAGAUUAUAUGAAUUUGACUGGAAUUUCAAGGGCAGAUUUUGAUGAUGUAGUCUCGCAUGUGCAGUCAAUAAGAGCUACCAAGAAUCGCAGCAUAAGGACCUGCAUUGCCCUUCUAUUGGUGAAGUUCAGAACCGGCCUUUCCAAUAGAAUGCUAUCAACACUAUUCAACAUUGAAAAAUGCGGUGUCAGAAGGGCAAUAACAUCAGCCAGGAGAGAACUGACAGAGACAUUUACACCAAAGUAUGUGGGGUUUGGCCAUAUUUCAAGAGAACAGAUUAUCCAGGACCAUACCAGACCUCUUGCUCAGGAAUUAUUUGGUAAUGGAAUGCACAAUCCAGCUAUAUUAGUGGUAGACGGAACUUAUGUUUUCAUCCAAAAGAGCAACAACUUCAAGUUCCAACGUAGAUCAUACAGCCAACACAAAAACAGACCCCUAGUCAAACCAAUGGUCAUAGUGUCAACAACAGGCUACAUUGUUUCAGUCCUUUGA